Messenger RNA from Topomyia yanbarensis, 4345 nucleotides. RefSeq names its product ATP-binding cassette sub-family C member 4-like. Lineage: Eukaryota; Metazoa; Arthropoda; Insecta; Diptera; Culicidae. Gene Ontology annotation, cellular component: membrane. Gene Ontology annotation, molecular function: ABC-type transporter activity; ATP hydrolysis activity; ATP binding. Bases 152 to 4174 code for a protein of 1340 amino acids. The transcript has 6 exons. The record is from RefSeq and is a predicted model, not a curated record. Gene Ontology annotation, biological process: transmembrane transport.
CUACUACAUACAGUCUUCUGUGACGAAGGGGAGUGACCGCGCAACGGCCUGUCAACGUUGUUUCAACGAGUGGUGAAAUCAGUAUUAUAGUACAUAGAAGCAUUUUUUCGGCUGCCACGAGAUCAUUUGCCAGUAGUCGCCACAACACACGAUGAACCGGGACAAAGAAUUCAGCAAAAACAAAAAGGAAAACCCAGUUCGAAAUGCGUCCUUCCUGUCGCGGCGGACCUUCUGGUGGUUGAAGGAAAUUUUCCGAGCCGGUUUACGGAACGAGAUCACGGAAGAUCUACUGUACGCCACACUACCCGAACACAAAAGUAACCGCUUGUCGGUCAAAUUCCAGCGACUGUGGACCGAGGAGCUUCAGCGGCCCCAACCUAGCCUGUUGCGAACGUUUUUCCGAGCGUACGGAAAGGCUACGCUAUUCUGGGGAUUGUUGGUCUCGGCAAUCGAAAUUGCCAAUCAAGUGGCUCAACCGCUCUUCCUCGGUGCGCUGGUUUCCUACUUUUCACCGGGACAGACGGAGAUUAGUGAACGUGAGGCGUACUUUUAUGCUGCCGGAGUGAUUUUCUGGUCGCUCGUUCCUGUACUGACAUUCCAUCCGUAUAUGUUAUACAUUUCCGAGAUCGGCAUGAAGCUUCGCAUCGGUAGCUCCAGCUUGAUUUACAGCAAGUCGAUGAAGCUGACGAAGUCGGCAGCCGGCACCGAUGGUCUUAGCGGAAAGAUCAUCAACCUUCUAUCCAAUGAUGUUAGUAGAUUCGACAUCGCUCUCUUCUUCCUUCACGAUCUUUGGAAAGGACCGAUCGCAUGUCUGUUGUUGGGAUAUUUCAUCUAUCUGGAGAUAGGCUACUCCGGUCUGCUCGGAAUGGCAUUCCUGCUUAGUUUUAUUCCCCUGCAAGCCUGGAUCGGUAAAAUGGCCGCCACCUACAGGAUGAAGGCAGCCAAACGAACGGACAGCCGGGUGCGCUUCAUGAAUGAAAUCAUCCAGGGUAUUCAGGUGAUUAAAAUGUACACCUGGGAGAGUUCUUUCGCUAAGAUGGUGAAACAGGUUCGACGCAAAGAAAUCAACGCCAUCCGGGGUGGAGCCUACGUACGAGCUACGCUGACCUCCUUCUUUGUGAUAUCACGAGUUUCGAUCUUUCUUAGCUUGCUUUCCUACACGUACACGGGAAAUCUAAUCACGGCUCGUAAGGUGUACAUCGUUUCCAGUUACUACAACUUUUUAAAUGAAUCUAUGGUGUUCUUCUGGCCGCUGGCAAUCACUUUCUGUGCGGAAGGCUACAUUUCGGUGAAACGAAUUAAGGAUUUCCUGCUGAUGGUGGAGGGAAAACCAAAAAGCGACGCAGCUUCGAACGGUCAAGAGCCUACGGUGAAAAGUAGUGUGUUGAUUGAGAAUGAAGAGAAGAAGUCUGCGGCGAAUAAUGGAAUGGUUGAGCAUAGUGAGGAAGCAGAACGGUUACUCAUAGCGAGGAGGGUUGUGAAUUUCAAUAGCGAGAAGAAAGGGAUUGUAAUGGAAGACGUUACGGCUAGAUGGUUUGUGAGUGAAGAAGAGUCAAACGUUGGCGUAACUUCGGUGACUACUACGAUCGAAGCAGGCCGGCUAUGCGUAGUGAUCGGACCGGUCGGUUCAGGAAAGACCACUCUUCUACAAGUUAUGUUAGGAGAGUUAGAGGUAGAUGCGGGAUUAGUACAGAUAAAUGGAACGAUAAGUUAUGCAGCACAGGAACCGUGGUUGUUUGGAGAUAGCAUACGGAACAAUAUUCUGUUUGUUGAAGAGUACGACGAACAAAGGUACUUAACAGUGAUCAAGAUAUGUGCAUUGGAGCGAGACUUUGAGAUGUUCCCGCAUGGAGAUCAAACGAUCGUCGGAGAACGUGGCAUUAGUCUCAGUGGAGGACAGAAGGCAAGAGUCAGUUUGGCACGGGCUGUCUACAAAAAGAGCGACAUCUACUUACUAGAUGAUCCACUAUCGGCUGUUGACACUCAUGUUGGCAAACACAUAUUCGAAAUGUGCAUCCGCGAUUUUCUAGCCGAUAAAAUUUGCGUGUUGGUGACGCAUCAGUUGCAGUAUUUAAAGGACGUACAGCACGUUUUGUUAAUGGAAGCAGGAUCGGUAGAGACACAGGGAACGUUCCGAGAGUUGAAAAGGACACGGCUCGAUUCAAUCACGUCGCUGAGUUCGGAGGAAUCGGAAAAUAAAUUUGAGGAAGACUUCAAAAAAGUGACAGCUCAUAGCGAAACCACGGCUCUGGAUGAAGAAAAGCAAGAAGAAGAAAAAGAAUCUCAAGGAGAGGGUACAGUGAAGCUGUCAGUGUACAAAACCUACAUCACAGCGAUCGACAGCUACUUGUGGAUAUUUUUCAUCACAUUAUUUAUAAUCUUAGCACAAUUGGCUAUGAGCGGGCUUGACUACUUCGUAGCUGAGUGGGUCAACUGGGAGGAAUCACUGGGUGCCAACUCAAUCUCGCUAAAGGAUAAUCAAACCAUUGAGGAUCUACUAGAUACCAACGUAACACUAGAAACGGAAGCUUCGCCCAAUCACGAUGAAGAAAGGCAACAGUAUAUACUAAUAUAUGCGGUCCUACUUGGGGCGUUUGUUUAUCUGAUAGUUCAGCGCACUUUCUCAUUCUACUAUGGAUGUUUACGAAUCUCAAAGAGACUUCACGAUCGUAUGUUCCGUGGCUUAACCCGAGCAACAAUGCAUUUCUUCAACACUAACCCUUCGGGGCGAAUCCUGAACCGCUUUUCCAAGGAUAUUGGAGCAAUCGACACCUCCUUACCAUUGUCUCUUUUCGAAUGUUGUGUGUUCAUACUGGACAUGAUCACCGUAAUAUCACUAGUCUCGAUCGUCAACUAUUGGUUCCUUCUACCCACGGUUAUCGCUGCCGUCAUCAUGUACUACUUCCGCCGGAUUUACCUCACCAGUUCGCGGGUUGUCAAACGCAUCGAAUCGGUCAACCGAUCGCCACUCUUCUCCCAGACGAACGCAACUCUACAGGGUCUGUCGACGAUUCGCGCCUUUCAAGCACAGGACACGCUGAUCCAUGAAUUCAACGAACAAAUGGAUGUCAACACGUCCGCCUGGUACAUUUUCAUUACCACAACGAGGGCGUUUGCUUUCUGGCUGGACUUUCUAUGUGUGAUGUAUAUAGCGGUUGUCACUUUAACCUUCGUCAAGUGGGGACAGAAUGUACUUGGAGGAAGCGUUGGUCUAGCGAUUACCCAAUCGAUGGGCUUGAUAGGAAUGUGUCAGUGGGGUAUGCGGCAAUCGGCCGAGCUCGAGAAUCAAAUGGUUUCGGUAGAGAGGGUAAUUGAAUAUACGCAGCUGAAAUCAGAACCUCCGCUGGAGACGGAAUCCAAAUACAAACCGCAAAGGAAUUGGCCCGAGGGCGGCGUCGUGAAGUUUGUGGAUGUGGAGCUAAGCUACUCGGAUGACGGGGAAAAGGUUUUGAAGGAUUUGAACUUUUCCAUUCAGCCAAAUGAGAAGAUUGGGAUAGUCGGUCGGACAGGAGCUGGAAAAUCUUCGCUUAUUCAGGCGCUGUUCCGGCUCGCUCCCUAUGAAGGAGUGAUAGAGAUCGAUGGUAUCGACACGAAAACGCUUGGUCUGAAGGAUUUGAGAAGCAAAAUAUCGAUCAUUCCACAGGAUCCAAUUUUGUUUUCCGGGACUCUACGCAGUAAUUUGGAUCCGUUUGAGGAGAAGAACGAUGAAGAACUAUGGAAUGCUUUGGAUCAGGUGGAAUUGAAAGAGGCUGUUACCUCUCUGGCAGGUGGAUUGGAAUGUAAGAUGUCCGACGGGGGCAGUAACUUCAGCAUGGGCCAACGACAGCUGGUUUGUCUAGCAAGAGCAAUGCUUAGGAGGAACAAAAUUCUAGUUUUAGAUGAAGCUACCGCCAACGUAGACCCGGAGACGGAUAAACUAAUUCAAACUACGAUUCGCACUCAAUUCGCGGACUGCACAGUAUUAACCAUCGCUCACCGGUUGCACACGGUCAUGGAUAGUGACAGGGUACUGGUGAUGGAUGCCGGUCGAAUGGUGGAGUUCGGCCACCCUCACAGUUUGAUGCAAGAAGCGACCGGCUAUCUGAGGAGGCUGGUGGAACAAACCGGAGUUGCAACGGCCGCUUUGUUGAUGCGGAUUGCCGACGAGCACCAUAAAAUUAAAGUUAAAAUGUAGUCACUAAAUAGUAGCACAGCUGAACAUAACUUGAACACAGGAGCUGCCUUUAUUAAUCAGGAUAGGUAAAGGACAAAAGUGCUUAAAAAUUGUUACGAAUUUGUUUUAUAGAACCUCAAUUUUACACUGUUUUAAGACAUAGAAAGUAUGAUCAUCAAUAUAGUUUAAAUG